Messenger RNA from Aspergillus brunneoviolaceus CBS 621.78, 576 nucleotides. Its product is annotated as succinate dehydrogenase cytochrome b560 subunit. Gene Ontology annotation, biological process: mitochondrial electron transport, succinate to ubiquinone; tricarboxylic acid cycle. Gene Ontology annotation, molecular function: electron transfer activity; succinate dehydrogenase activity. The transcript has 3 exons. The coding region runs from base 10 to 576 and encodes 188 amino acids. The record is from RefSeq and is a predicted model, not a curated record. NCBI's taxonomy places the organism in Eukaryota, Fungi, Ascomycota, Eurotiomycetes, Eurotiales, Aspergillaceae. Gene Ontology annotation, cellular component: membrane.
CGCGUCACAAUGCUUUCUCAGAAGGUUGCCCAGCAGUCGCUGCGACGGCUCGCCGUCCAGCAGCCCUACGCCCUGCGCUGGUCCUUGAUGAACUCCGUCUCGCCUGCCGCCGUUGCUCUCGGAAGAAAUGUUCAGAUGAGACAAGCUACCACCAGCACGACCACCUCCGACCCCAACAAGCUCCUUGCUGAGCAGCGUCUGCGCCGCCCCGUCGCUCCCCACCUUUCCAUCUACAAGCCCCAGAUCACCUGGAUCGGCAGUAGUUUGCACCGUAUCACCGGUAUCGCCCUGUCCGGCAGUCUAUACCUCUAUGCGACUGCCUACCUCGCUUCUCCCAUGCUCGGCUGGGACCUCGGCUCUGCCUCCGCCGUUGCCGCUUUCGGUGCCCUCCCCGUCCUCGCCAAGGUCCUCCUCAAGGCUACCAUGGCCAUGCCUUUCACCUACCACUGCAUGAACGGUGUUCGUCACUUGAUCUGGGAUACCGGUCGCGGUCUCACCAACCCCCAGGUCAUCAAGACCGGCUGGACUGUGGUUGGCCUGAGUACGAUUAGCGCUCUGAUUCUUGCUUUGCUGUGA